Messenger RNA from Andrographis paniculata, 961 nucleotides. Its product is annotated as 40S ribosomal protein S9-2-like. Gene Ontology annotation, cellular component: cytosolic small ribosomal subunit. Lineage: Eukaryota; Viridiplantae; Streptophyta; Magnoliopsida; Lamiales; Acanthaceae. The transcript has 3 exons. The coding region runs from base 125 to 715 and encodes 196 amino acids. Gene Ontology annotation, molecular function: structural constituent of ribosome; rRNA binding. Gene Ontology annotation, biological process: translation; positive regulation of translational fidelity. The record is from RefSeq and is a predicted model, not a curated record.
GGGUUUUUGCUGUUUAGGGUCGUAGUUAACCGUUCCUCGGUCUUGGUUGGGAUUAGCAGCCUCAGAUUGAAGGAGUUUCGACUGAGCAUACUAUCGGCGGCGGAGGAGGAGGGGGAGGACCAUUAUGGUGCACGUCUCUUUUUACCGCAAUUAUGGAAAGACUUUUAAGAAACCUCGUCGGCCCUAUGAGAAGGAGCGACUUGAUGCUGAGCUUAAACUUGUAGGGGAAUAUGGUUUGCGGUGCAAGAGAGAGCUUUGGAGGGUACAAUAUGUCCUAAGCCGCAUUAGGAAUAAUGCUAGAAUGCUUUUGACUCUUGAUGAAAAGGAUCCACGCCGUAUUUUCGAGGGUGAAGCACUCUUACGAAGGAUGAACAGACAUGGAUUGCUGGACGAGAGCCAGAACAAGCUUGAUUAUGUCUUGGCUCUAACUGUGGAGAACUUUCUGGAGCGUCGAUUACAGACUCUUGUAUUUAAGGCUGGUAUGGCCAAGUCUAUCCACCAUGCUCGGGUCCUCAUCAGGCAAAGGCAUAUAAGGGUCGGGAGGCAAGUUGUCAACGUACCAUCUUUUAUGGUGAGGGUGGACUCACAGAAACAUAUUGAUUUCUCCCUCACAAGUCCAUUUGGCGGGGGUCGUCCUGGUAGAGUGAAGAGAAGGAACCAGAAGGCAGCUGCGAAGAAGGCUUCUGGUGGCGACGAAGAAGAUGAUGAGGAGUGAGCUGGUACAGGUUCGUUCACCAUGCUCUUUAAACACUCACUAGUGUUCUUUUCUUUUAUUUUCUUUUAUAUACCAAGAAUUAGGAAGCCUAAGCUUUGACAUGCUCAAUGUUAAACUUUGUUAUUACUGUUGGAAGCCUCCUCAAGUUUUGGAUUGGAUAUUUUAAUUACAAAGGUGAUUUUCUGUACACUUGCUUUUGAAAGUGCUUGCUCCCAUGGAUUGGUUGUCCAGAAUUUAAUGAUUUCA